CUGGGACAAACAACGUAGAUAUCCGAGCGCGGCCGAGCGCUCAUUUCCGUUUUCGAAUCCGACGUCAUCUACUCUCAAAGCCCGUGUGUUUUGUGUUUCUUUGGGGCCACGAUGAUUAUCGCUAAUUUAAUAUUGAAAUUAUUGAAACUGAAAUUAGAUUUUUUCGUAUCUUAAAAUUAUCUAAAAUAAAAAGUUAAUAAAAUCAUUCACUUAUUUAAUAAAUUAAGCGAGAGAAAGAUAAUUGUAAAAAUACGUAAUAAUAAAACAAACUUGAUUAGUAAUUGGACUAAAAGAAUUUUGAACAAAAUGGGUAUUCAAGAUCUGCAAGUUUUUUUGGAUAGUAAUUAUGUACAAGGUGGAUCUAUACCCGUGGAUCUGUUAAAAAUAGCACGUACUAUUACUCAAAGACAACAUAAUCGCAUUAGUAAAGCACAACAAUUGCAUUCUGGAAAAUUAAGAUUAGUUCUUGAUGGAGAAUGCUGUUUAGAUAGGUUAUAUGGAGGAUAUUUCUCAGAUUGGGCUUGUGGAGGACAAUGGAAUAGAAUGUUGCAAUUUUUAGCUGUUCUCAUACAAGCAACAGAAAUGUCAGGUUUAGAAUUAGCUGUAUUCUUUAAUGGAUGUUUCGAAUCUCCAAGACGUGCAGAUUGGAUUCUAAACCAAUUGCAAGUGCGAAUUAAAGUAAAUAAUGUAUUAAAACAUAUUUCAACUAAGGGUACUCCUCCACCAAAAAUUUGGUGGACUCCACCAGUUUGUUUAAGAACCAGUCUACGUAUGGCUUUACGGCAUUUAAACGUUACAGUACUAUGUAGUAUGGAUGAUCACCAUCAAGAAGUGAUCGCAUAUUGUCGAGAGAAUAAUUUUAAUGGUUUAAUUGCUGACGAUGCAGAAUAUGCUGCAUUUGAUCCUCCACGAUAUUUUUCAUCUGAACAGUUAAAACUCACAUAUAAAGGCUCUCUUGACACCAAAGAGUAUAUUCUUCCAGAACUUUUAAAAGCUUUAAACAUCCCUUCUGAUAGACUAUGUUUAUUAGCUGCAUUACUUGGCAAUUAUAUUUUAACUGAGCAUGACUUAGCUGAUUUUUAUAAAAAAUUGAAUGUUAAUACUAAUCUGAACAAAGUAAAUGUUGAUCAUACAAUUAAAACCAUCGCUAAUUUCGUUCGAGAUUUACCAUCUGUUGAAUUGGAUGUAGUUUCGCAAAAAGUUUUCGGAUCUUUAUCAGAUCCGAGAUGUUCAAAAUUGAGGCAAUCAGUUCAAUACUAUAUAAAUGGAACUAAAGAUGGAUUUUUGCAUUAUAAACCAGUGAAACCAAAUAGAGUACACAAAUUAGAUUCUAAGCAAAGCGUUCAACAACAAUCUAAUUUAUCUGAAACGCCCUCAACUUCAGAAGCUGAAUCGAAUUUAGAAACAUCUAGAUUUGCGUCUGAGACUGUAGAAAGCGAACGUGAGAGUUUAAACGCAUAUAAGCAAGCCACUGCAAAUGCGAAGUCCGCACCACAAAUUGUGAUAGAUCCACCGGGUAUCCAAGGCCAUGGAGAUGCUGAUAAUAUUAGGACAGAAGAAGAACAAAAUAAUGGGCAUGCUAUUAAUGGUACACACAAUCUUUUAAUUAGUUCAUCAAGUUCGAGCAGUAGUUCUUCUGCAACAUCUCCAUCUCAUGCGACGGCUGAUUCAUCGAAACAAAUGGAGAAAACAAUGACUAUUCCUAGUACAGUACCAGAAGUAAUGCGUACCGCAUCUGAACGGCAUCAGAAAGGUUUAAUGUCUCCUCAUAUUUAUCAAAUUCUCAUUGCUGGAGAAAUAAAGCUGCCUGUUCUUCUCGAAGAUGAAAAUCAUCGCGAAUUUCCAUCGAUACAUCUUAUUUAUAGACCUGUUAGACAAAUGGUAUAUGCAAUAUUAUUUAAUCUUCAUCACAGAAUGUAUUUAGCUGCUAAAAGUAAAGAGAAAGGAGAUAGUGAAAAAAUUGAAGUCCCAGAUGUUGUAAUAAAAGAGUGGGUAUGGUCCAAAUCAAAUCCAUAUCUUACGCCAGAAUCUGUAAAAGCAGAACAAAUUGGUUGGGGUGUUCCCACAAUACAACGUUUAUGGUUUGGCACAGGUAUAGAUGAUAAACGUCGUCGUUUACGUGGAUUUCUGACCUGUAUGAAAUCAGAUACACCUCUUAUGUUAAAUACUUCUUAUGUACCACAACAUCUUUUAGUCAUGGCUUGUGUAUUAAGAUAUAUUAUGUCGUUUUCGGAUAAAAUAAAGGUUUUACGUCGUUGGGAAUUAGACGCUUUCAUUGCACAAGCAUUUUCGCCAGAGCUUAUGAACGCUCAAUAUUUACAAGAUCUCCAGCUCCCUUUAGUAACUUCACGUGGAGUGCAAUUAGCCACUUUAUUUAUGGCCGGUGUCGAAACUGCUCUCUUAGCUAAUGAUGCUUGUGGUGCCCCAAUCCCAUGGUUAAUGUGUUGUCCAUGGUUAUACUUUGAUGGAAAACUAUUUCAUCAUACAUUAGCUCGAGCUAGGAUUGCAAAAAAUUUAUUAGAACUUUGUGGUGGCCAUAUAGAUCGUAUCGUGAAAGUCGAACGGAUGAAGAAAGCUAUUUUAGAAGGUACCAAUGUUAUUUUUGCACGAGCACCACCAGUUGGUCCAGGUAUUCGCAUGUCUGUACCUCAGAAUAUUCUGACUCCUGGAUGUACAAUCAAUGAUGGUUUAAUGCGCGGAAGAGGCAGUGGAACUAUACCUCAACGUGGAUUGAUGCGUCGUCCUAUACCAUCCCGCGGUGGACAAUUAGAAAUUGCUGGAGUCGUCGUUGGACAAUGGGGUCCAAAUUAUGGACAACCUGGUCGUUUACCUCAGCCUCUACAAGGACAUCCUCGCGGACGGCUUCCACCUCAAGUAACUUCAAUUGGUGGUCUUAAGUAUGGUCUCCCUCGUGGUUUCACUCCUAUGGGUCGUCCCACAUUUCAAACGCGGGGAAACAAUCGUGCGCAAAUUGCAGGACGAGGAAAAAAGACACAGAUGAAAGCAACUGGUAAAAAGAAAACUACUGUUAAAAAGAGUAAAGAAAGUGAAAACAAAAAAGAAACUAGAGGACGGGGUAACAAUGUCGAUGGAAUAACUGACUACAGUGAUUCAAUUCCAAAUAUGAAUGCAACAAAAGACGCACUGCCAGUACCAGGCCAAUUUGAGGAUGCCAUAGAAAACGGCAAAGGGAUAGAAAAAGGGCAAGGAGAUGCGUCACUGGUUGCUCCAGUCGCCGCUGAAAAUUAGGCAAAAAAGCAUCGUUAAUGCGAUGUCAAGAUAUUGUAAAACUACAAGGAUAUAGACCCAUUUUCGACGUACACGAUACGAUGUCCUCACUGCCAAACGUACCAUUCAGUGUGUAGGAUAAGAGCGAAAACGAACGUGAUUUAAGAAAAAGAAGAAAAUAAAAAAACAAUAAAAUCGUGCUUGUGCUAACACGAGCGUGUUUUUAGACUACUACUACUCCGCUCGGAUCACCAUAGGAUGAACUCGACUGAUUAGUGUAUGCGUGCGCUAAUUUUACUAAGAACAAGAACAAGUCGUCAGCUGCUAUAAGUAUUUAAUUCUUAAGAAGUGUGAUUAUUUUUUUUACAAUGAAAAUAUAUAUUUUCCGGUAUUAUAUGAAAUGCUCGCAUUGAUAGUCUCAGUAUUCUGAUCUUUGUAAACGUCCAACGAAAAUCAUAACUUUAAGACAUCACGGACGAAUAAAUAAAUAAAACAUUGAUAGAUAAAUCAAUAUGAAACAAUAUACUGUCGAUACUUUUAUUUCUGUUUUAUAGAUAAUGCAAGGCAGGAUACUGAGACAUUCAGUAGCAAAUGGAGACUGAUGCUUUUCAUAUAGGUAAAAUAUAUAUUUAUAUAUGGUUUAGAUUAGAGAUUCCCAAUAGCAUAUUAUAUGUAAGUUGUAAAUGAUUGCUUGUGAGUAUGUGUGUAGUGGAAUGUUAAGGUAUUGUAUGAGAGAAGUACAUAAAAAUGAAAGAAAAAUGAAAGAUUGUUUUACUUGUGAAAAUCGUAAUGAAAGAAUAAAGAGAGAGAAAGAAAAUACCAUAAAUGCAUGGUUGUAAGAUCGAAUAUAUAAAGAAAUAUAAGAAAUGUAUAUAAACGUCGAAUGUUAAUGCGUGUCGGUUCACGUACACACGAUGCAUAAAAAUAUGAAUACAAUGGAGAAUUGAGUGUACGCGCGUGUAUGUGGCCCGAAUGAUAUAUUUAUUUGUUGUUGUGUCGAUGAAAAGAGGAAUGAAUGAUUUUUGAACGAAUUAUAAAUUUCCAUGUACGAUAAGAGAUACAAUAUGUACUCAUGGACACGCGGUAGAUUUGAUGCAAGAGUAAUCGGCUUGAAUUUUCAAAAAAAAGAAAGACGAGGUUCUCUAAAAGAGUUAUUCUUGUGAAAGUCUUUCGAUGUCGCUUGGAAAAUAUGCUGCACUAUGCGUUAUUCUAAUUCAAUAUCAUAAACUGAAUCAUAUAUUAAUUAACAAAAAAUAAGUAGUAAUUUGUACCAUGGAGAAGAUCAUCUCUUUUUUAUGAUUUCAUUGAAAGCUUUUUUUUUCUUUUUUUCUAUUAUUUUUUUUUUUUUUUUUUUUUUUUUUUUUUUUUUUUUUUUUUUUUUUAUUUUUUGGGUAAAAAUUAUAUAUAUUCGUGCCUUUUGUAGCAUAUUUUCGAAAGAAUGUACGAUACGUGUCCUUCCUUUAAUUGUACAUACGAAUAGUUACUUUAGAAGUGACAGAGUGAGGUUGGUGUAAAUAAAAAAAAUCUGGUGAUUUCACGCUUUUAUUGCGUGAGGAACCGAUUCAAAAUAGGAGAUCAUCAUGUUAAAAGAAGAAAAAGAAAAUACUAUUAUAAUACUAUUUAUGCGUAGAAUAGUCGAAAAGACAUUCUAUCAAAGAUCAUUGGAAUUCGAAAGAUAGAUUUCUUUAUCAUUGAAGGAUGAUAAUACACGUAUAACAGAGAUACAAAAUAGUAUGACAGAACAUGAUUAUUUAUCAAAAGGGAUGAAAAUAAAAAGGAAAAAAGUAGAUAAAAAUGAUAUACGUCUAAAAUGCAGAGAUAAUUUAAAUUGAAUAAGAGAGCGAACGAGAGCGAGAGAGAAAGCGAUUGUGAGAGAGAAAAUCAUUUAUUGAAAUAAUAUAAUGAAAGAUAAAGAUAAAAAUGUUAUAUUUUUGUAGAUUUGUUAUUGCGUAAAAAAAUGCAUUAAGACAAUGAGAAACUUUAUAUAAUUUGAGCGACGGUUAAACUGAGCCUGAAAAAAUUAAAAUGAGUGACUAAGAUCAUAAAGAGAAAGGAUAUUGUAUAGAGAAUAUGAUAAAGAUUUAAAAAAAAAAAAACAUAAAAGAAAAUGAAAAAGUGCUUUAGAAAAAAUGAUGGUAUGUUGAACGUGUUUGACAUCUACAAUUUAAUAAGAAAAUCUUAUUAAUUCUUUUGUAUCUCCGAAGCUCUCAAAGUUCUGAGUUGCUUGCGAACAAACAUAAAAUCUAAAAAAAUAAAAAAAUAAACAAAACAAAAAAAAACAAAUAAAACUUAAAAAUAGGAAAGAUAUUUAAAAAAAGAAGAAACUAAAUGUCAGCUUCAAUAUGAGCUAUACCAACAUAUGCAUAUAAUAAACAGUUUUUUCAAUAUGAUUCAAAAGAAAUAAUAAACAAUAAAAAUAUAAAGAAAUCAAGUGUCGUGAAUGAAACUGUAUAGACUAAAAAAAAUGAAAAAUGAAUAUUGUUAUCAUUCGAUGAUUUUCAAUUAAUAACAUACACUCGCACUAUCAUUAUUUUCCGAGUACAGUAUAUGAUAUAUAAAAUAUGCACCAAAGUAUAUAAAGAAAAAAAAAUGAUAAGAAAAAAAGAUGGCCGUGUAUCUUUCUUGAACAAUUUAAAAUUAAAACAACGCAAAUCGCUCAUGAAUAACUAACCAAUGUAAUGAUAAUAAUAAUAGUAAUAAUAAUAAUAUUAAUAAUAAGAAUAAUGUUAAACUAGAAGCAGAGAGACGUUUCAGAUCCGACGGAUGAAUAAUUAAAAGUAAAAUGCCACUUUACGCUUUCGUGUAAAGAUAGAUUUUCUUUCUCAAAAAUCAAUCAUCUUGAUAUAUGCAAACCGAAGAAUACAAAAUAUACAAAAACAAAGUUAAAAAAACGAUAAAAAAGACAUUUAAUGUAUAUAUAGGGUAUUAAUGUAUUUGUGAUAUUUUUAGAAAAUUCAUUCUAUAGAUUAAAACAAAUACAAAAGUUUCUAUGUAAAAAUUUCAGUUAUAGUUAUAUACUUUAUAUAUAAAAUUUAUUUAUAUAAAGUUAUAAACAAUUUAAAUUUGCGUUAAAUGAAGUGAUAUGAAGACAAAGUGAAGUUAUAGCUAUAACGGAGAAUUAUCUCAUUCUCUAUUUUCUUAACGUAAACUUAGAUUGUUUAUAAUUUAAUAAAUAAGCUUCAACUGAAAUUUUUAUAUAUUAUUUUUUGUAUUUAUUUUAGCCUUUAAAAUUGACGUUCCUAAGAUAUUUCAUAAAUAUAUUAACACCCUGUAUAUGUAUAUACACAUAUAAUAUGAUGGUACUCAACAUAAUCAGUUGCUGCUGCACUGAUAUGAGGUAAUGCAAUAAAUAUAAGAAAUGAAAUAAUUUAAAUGUACUAAAUAUUGAAGCGAAAACAAAAUAAAACCGAUAUGGAAUAUAAAAAAGAAAAAAUACGAAAAAGGAGGAAAAUAAAGAAUGAAUAAAAGAAAAGAAAUAAAUACGAAAUCCAUAUUAUUGAAAAUAAUGCAACAGAGCAGAAGUAUCAUAAAAAUCAUAAAACAUAAUAUAUAAUGAAAAAGAAAGAAGUGAAAACUUACCUAAAAAUGGUAAAUAAAUGAUCGACAUAAAAAGAAUAGGUGCGCAUCGUGCCUACUUUUUCGCUGUAAUAUGUAUUAAAAAAAAUAAUAAACAUGUAAAAAAUAGGGGCCCACGAAACAAUUUCAACGAUAGAGAAUAUAUCCAUGCGAGAAAGUUAAACGAAAUGAGCCAACACAUAAAACGAAUGACCUCUCUUUGUGUAUUUAGAAA
Molecule: messenger RNA, 7018 nt
Organism: Apis dorsata (giant honeybee)
Lineage: Eukaryota; Metazoa; Arthropoda; Insecta; Hymenoptera; Apidae
Product: constitutive coactivator of PPAR-gamma-like protein 1
Exons: 14
Coding region: 307-3249 (980 amino acids)
Cellular component (GO): nucleus
Source: RefSeq, a predicted model, not a curated record